AGGUGGGACUAUUGGACUGUGUUCCCAUGAGAUCCUCUAACUUGACUCCAGAGCAGGAGAAGGACAUUGAGGUGGCACGUUGUGGAGCUUUGGCUCUUUGGAGCUGUUCUAAAAGUACUAGGAAUAAAGAAGCAAUUCGUAAAGCUGGAGGAAUCCCGCUACUAGCAAGAUUGCUUAAAUCUCCUCAUUCUAACAUGUUGAUACCUGUGGUGGGCACUUUGCAGGAGUGUGCUUCAGAGCCAAGUUACAGGCUUGCGAUAAAGACGGAAAAAAUGAUUGAAGAUUUAGUAAAAAACUUGAACAGUGAAAACCAAGAGCUACAGAUG
Molecule: messenger RNA, 326 nt
Organism: Staurois parvus
Lineage: Eukaryota; Metazoa; Chordata; Amphibia; Anura; Ranidae
Source: the annotation of a GenBank genome assembly